GUUUUCAGCGUCGCUCUUUUCACAUUCUCUAUCUUUUUGGCACUCCAAGUGUUUGAUGAAUUGCCUAAGCGGUGGUGAAGUAGCUGUGGUCUGAGCUUAUUAAUUAUCUGGAGGAUUAUAUGGCUUUACCUUUCAUAGCUGAAUUGGCGGCGUCGGCGAUCAUCGAGGAUUAUGGCUUGACCUGCAAGUCUUCUUGACGAAACACUUCCAUUUCAUUUCCUCCCCUCUUCGGAGAAGCAUUCAAGAAAUUACUCCUCCCCAGUUUUUCCUUUUUGGAUCGAGUUUCAUCAAUUGCGCGCCUGAGCAGUGGUGAAGUCGAUCAUGGCUCUACCUUUCAUAGCCGGAGCGGUGGGGACGGCGAUCAUCGAGAAGCUCGUUGAUACAUGCUUUUCCUACCUUGAGGUGGUGUACCCGGCGCCCAGCGGCAUGCAGGACGAGCUCGAACGGCUACAGCACGCACUUCCGCAGGUCCUGGCAGUCUUGACUGCGGUCGAGGGCGGUGCGCCGGACAUGGUGGAGAACAAGGCGCUGGAUGCGUGGCUGUGGCAGUUUAGAGACGCUGUGGAGAACGCGGAGGACGUGCUCGACGAGUUGGAGUACUACAAGCUAAAGAAGACUAGAGAGGAGGCUCGAGAUGGCGAGGUGCGUGGUUUUCUAUCUAACUUCAAGAGAAAGUUUAAUAGUAGUCUCUCUGAUUUCUUUAGCAAUGACACACGGAAGCGGUUGAGGGAGGCCGUCAAGGGGUUGGAUAGGGUCGUUGCCGAUAUGGGGCCAUUCCUUCAACUUGUUACUGGGUUUUAUGGCCCUAGUGUCAAGCGUCAGCAGCUCGAAGAUAUCAUAAAAGCUCGACAGACUAGCUCCUUGCUAACCGAAAGUGAGGUGCUCGGACGAGACAAGGAGAGGGACCAGAUAGUUGAAUGGCUGAUCAAACCGGGAGAUGUUAAUGUUGAUGUCUCCGCUUAUACAAUUGUUGGCAUGGGUGGGCUCGGGAAGACUACUCUUGCUCAACUAAUCUGUCGUGACGAAAGAGUGCGAGAGUACUUCGACCCGAUUAUGUGGGUUUGCGUUUCUUUGGACUUUGAUGCAGCUGCGAUAACAAGAAAGAUGUUAGACUACUCUUGCUCAACUAGUUUAAAUGCUCUCCAUGAGGAUCUUAAACAAAAACUUACAUCAAAAAGGUUUUUGCUCAUACUGGAUGAUGUUUGGAACGAUGAUAAAAUGACGGAGUGGGAGAAAUUGGUUGCUCCUUUGAAAUUCGGACAGAGAGGAAGCAAGAUCUUGUUGACAACUCGAAUGGGUUCAGUUGCAGAUAUGGCGGCAACAGUGACGAAAUGCAAACGGGAAUCAUUAAAUCUAAAUGAGUUGAAGGAGAGCGACUAUAUGUCGCUUUUCAAUAAGCAUGCAUUUCUCGGUGUGAACCCUGAUGAUUAUAGAAACUUUCAACCGAUUAGCGAACAUAUAGCGAAGAAGCUUGGAGGAUGGCCAUUGGCCAUAAAGGUCAUGGGAGGAAUGCUGAACUCCUACAUGGACUAUGAAUAUUGGAAGAAAAUCCUGGAAAAAGGCAACAUGAAAUUACAACAAGGAAACGACGACAACAUGACAGUUUUAAGAUUAAGCUACGAUCACUUACCUACAAACUUACAACUCUGCUUUAGAUAUUGCAGUUUGUUUCCGCAGAAUCAUAUGUUUAAGAGAAAAAAGUUGGUCAAUAUGUGGAUUGGUUCGGGUCUGAUUCCGCAAUCUAUAUGUGGAAGGCAAAGGCCAGAGGAUAUCGGAAAGGAGUAUUUAAAUCUUCUGACAAGAAAAUCAUUCUUUACUUGCAAAACCAGUGAUAAUGGGUCGAAAAUUAUUAUAGAGUAUUUUAUGCACGAUCUGCUGCAUGACCUAGCACGAUCAGUUUCUCAAGGAGAAUGCAUCAGAAUAGGAGGUGAUGUUGCAAGAAUUACUAAUAUUCCACGAACAAUUCGACAUUUAUCUGUUGAAAUAGUCAAGCUUCUAUCCAUCGGAGAGAUCUCCGCUCUUAAGAACUUACGCUCUCUUGUCAUAUCGGGUAAAGGGUAUAAUAUGGAUAAUGCAGAUUAUGUAUCUGAAUUUAUCGAGGUUAUAAAAGGGUUUAAAAAGUUACGCCUAUUGAGCUUAUGCAAGAAUUUUGAUUUUAGUAAAUCACCUGAUGCAUUUGAUAGCUUGAUACACCUCCGCUACCUAUCACUUCCACGACAGUUCAUUCUGAACAAAAAUAUUGAAUAUGAUGGCAUGACCAACUUGGUCAAUUUGCGUUCAUUUGAUGUUUCCGAUGAUGUGAUAAAAAAUAUUCCUUAUAUUAGAAAAUUACCCUUCAUUCACAAAUUACAAAAUUUUAUUGUCCAAGCGAAGAGUGGUUACAAAAUUGGUGAACUAAAGAACCUAAGGGACCUUCGUCAUCUAUAUAUUAGAGGACUUGAAAAUGUGAGGACUUCUGAAGAAGCCAAUGAGGCCAAGUUGAAUGAGAAAGAACAUCUCAAAUCAUUGUCAUUGAAAUGGUCCGCACACUGCUCCAAUAGUGCAGAGGCAGAUGAACAGCUCCUCGAUAACCUCUGCCCGCAUAAAAAUCUCAAGAAAAUGUGCAUCCAACAAUACCAAGGUGCUAAAUCUCCAUGUUGGAUGACAAAUCUGUCUCUUGUCAACUUGACGUCCAUCGAACUGAUUGAUUGUAAAGGAUGGGAGCACCUUCCACCUCUUGGGCAGUUUACUUCACUUCAAUAUCUUCAUUUGAAGAGACUGCAUGCAAUAAAGCAAAUAGAUUGUUCAUUCAUCAGAAGCAGCAGUGGAUGUGCCUUUCCAUUGUUGAAGGAGUUACAGUUAUGGGGCAUGCCUAAUUUGGAGGAGUGGAUUGGAGUAGAUAAUGGGUGCAUGUUUCCUCAACUUCAUUAUAUGUAUAUCACCGACUGCCCUAAUUUGGGGGAAAUUCCUAUUCUGCCUUAUAGUCUAAGACGAUUGCAAAUUUCAAAUGUUGGCUUGACCGCUCUUCCAACAAUAAAUCGGAAUUACACAGACAACAAUCAGCAAGAACAUUUUCCAGCUCUUGAAAGCUUAGUCAUCAAACAAUGUGAGAAGCUUGAAUAUGUUCCAACAGAGUUUUUUCAGAAAUUCGACACCCACACAGUGCUAUAUGUAGAAAAGUGCCCGCAGUUGACAAAACAUCUGAUCUCAGUCUUCUCAGACAUCCAACAGCCCUCUAUACUCAAUUGUCUCACUGUUGGGUCAUGUGGCGACCUUGAGGUGCCAUUGCUCCAGUUAUUACCAAAUUUAACCUCUCUUUUCUAUUUGGUAUUAGUCGAUUGCGCAAGCAUAACAUCCCUUCCCCCAGCACAAGCGUGUGCACGGUGGACAAUGCUUUCCAUUUUAGUGAUAAAGAACUGCAAAGAGCUGUCAUCAAUUGGUGGAAUACAAGCUCUCGUAUCCCUCCGUUAUUUAAAAAUUGAAGGGUGCGACAAGCUGAUUGAAUUUGCCCUGCUGCUACAGCCUCCGUUCCCAAAUGAUGCCGGCCAAAAAGAGGAUGCAGCGGACUGCCUUUUGAAGGAUGGCGAGCUAUCAAUUGACCACCACGCGCUCCUGCUCAUGGAGCCAUUGAGAAGUCUCUCCUCCAUCAACGAGUUGACUCUCUUUGAUGCUUUACUCACCUCCUUACCUGAGGAAUGGCUACUGCAAAAUCACGCUGCCCUCAAAUUUUUGAGCAUAUGGAAUGCAGUCUCCCUUCAGUCCCUCCCCCAGAGCAUGACAAAACUGCGCUCCCUUGAGCGUCUCAAAGUAAAUGAUGCUAAUCUCAUCCAGUCUCUCCCAAAUCUGCCUACUUCACUGCGUUAUCUAUGGAUCCUUGAGUGUCACCCUGUGUUGAAGGAGCGAUGCCAAGAGAAUGUUGGCCUUGAUUGGCCCAAGAUUGCCCACAUCCCUAACGUGUGGAUUGAACAGUUGCAGAGUGACGAUGACGAAAUUGAUUCGAUUUUCUGAAGAAUACAGCGGCAGUCAGGUUGUAUCGAUAUCUGGAGUAAAUUUGGUGGAUGCUUUUGUGAUAAUGCAUCAUAAGAGGAAAAUGAAGGCAAUGCUGAGCAGGCAUCAACAUGCAACCGCAUCCUGCAGUAUCUUACAUUUACGUUCUUUACAUUUUUUAAGCAAACUUUAGAUUCAUUUCACAUGAUUGCACGAAAAGACCGAAGUGUUACUGCUUAUGUUCUAUGUUUGGUGGUACAAGAACCAAUUAAAGACUCUUAUCGAUUUCUCUAUAUAUAGGAAUGUAACAAGACCAAAAGAAACUGCCUAUGUAUUUGUAUUUUCUUUUUGUUCUCGGUGGUGUAUGAAUUAAAAAACCCUCUGUUAUUAUAGCCUAUGGAUUUCGUCCUUGUUAUGAAGGAUGGUUAAAGUUUUA
This is a messenger RNA of Ananas comosus (pineapple), 4402 nucleotides long. Its product is annotated as disease resistance protein RGA2-like. Gene Ontology annotation, biological process: defense response to other organism. Bases 322 to 3987 code for a protein of 1221 amino acids. The record is from RefSeq and is a predicted model, not a curated record. Gene Ontology annotation, molecular function: ADP binding. NCBI's taxonomy places the organism in Eukaryota, Viridiplantae, Streptophyta, Magnoliopsida, Poales, Bromeliaceae. The transcript is spliced from 5 exons.